Molecule: messenger RNA, 2453 nt
Organism: Cottoperca gobio
Lineage: Eukaryota; Metazoa; Chordata; Actinopteri; Perciformes; Bovichtidae
Gene: spi1b
Product: Spi-1 proto-oncogene b
Exons: 5
Coding region: 336-1127 (263 amino acids)
Biological process (GO): cell differentiation; regulation of transcription by RNA polymerase II
Cellular component (GO): nucleus
Molecular function (GO): DNA-binding transcription factor activity, RNA polymerase II-specific; sequence-specific DNA binding
Source: RefSeq, a predicted model, not a curated record
CCCCCUGACAAAUCAUCAAUGGCCAGGAUCCUUUAGCAGACACACUCUAUUGCACCCACCCACACACAUUAUACAGAAGUCAAAAGUUCCUUUUUUAUUUUACAGCGGGCCUUGUUUAUUUCAUUUAUUUGAAACAGCUGAAGGCCUCAGAGAGUAGCUCAGGUCGUAAGUGUGUGCUAUACAAUCCGAAAGAAAGAUUUUCUUUUUCAGUUUUUCAUUGAGUGAGAGGAAAUUUUGUAACAUUGUGCAAUGGUGCCGCAAAAGUUUUGAAAGGUUGUGUGAGUGUUUUUGCCUGCAAAGCGUCUGAGACUCGGUCUGUUGAAGAAGAGGUCUCCAUGUUGCAUCCAUACAGAAUGGAGAGCUAUCUCAUCCCGCCUCACUCAGAAGAAAUGUACGAUCCUGAGAUCUACAGACAUCAAAUCGCAGAAUAUUAUAAUCCAUAUGUCCUAGAUGCAGAUAUCCAGGCAGAUCACUGGGACUACCACACUCACCCUCACGUACACCCUGUAGAGUUUGAAAAUCUCCAAGAGGCCAACUUUACAGAGCUGCAGAGUGUGCAGGCUCUCCACGCGCCCGGCCUCAUACGACACGACGCCAUACGGUACGACGCAGAAAGCCUCCUUGAUCCAAACCUCGGGGCACAUCCACAUGUGUUACAGCCAUCAGUAGCGUUCUUCCCUCGGGCUGUAUAUCCACCACACAUGUCCCAGCGCAGCUCUGAUGAUGAGGAACACGGAGCACGAAGUCCCCAGUUUGAGGUGUCUGAUGAGGAGUGUCUGAGAGAUCGAGUACCUUAUGUCACACCAGGAGAGCUGGGCAAUAAAAAGAAGAUCCGUUUGUACCAGUUCCUGUUGGACCUUUUAAGAAACGGUGAUAUGAAGGACAGUAUCUGGUGGAUGGACAGAGACAAGGGGACAUUCCAGUUUUCUUCCAAACACAAGGAGGCUCUCGCACACCGCUGGGGAAUCCAGAAGGGAAACCGCAAAAAAAUGACCUAUCAGAAGAUGGCUCGUGCCUUACGCAACUAUGGCAAAACUGGAGAGGUGAAAAAGAUAAAGAAGAAGCUGACGUACCAGUUCAGUGAUGAGGUGCUGGGCAAGACUCACCUGGAGAGAAAAUAUAUUUAGCCAGGAGGGAUACUAAAAUGUUAAGAGUUACUCAUGAAAAGUGUUGAGGUGUAGUUCCUGGUGUAAGACGCUUAAUCAAACUUGCUAAUCUGGUAUAUUGCAUUUUGUGAAUAGUAACAUUACUGCUGGACCUAUAAUUGAUGGUGUACAGUCAAAAGGGGAAAGAGAAAGCGGGGGGGGGGCCUUGCAGUUAUACCGUAUGCAUCUUAGAUCCUGUUACUGUGGUUACUGUGACGCCCAGUAUGCAUUUAUGUGUAAUGUGGGUGCAAGUACUUAUCAAUACUCUUUUUGGACCUGUCUGUUUAUAUAUUUUCCAUAUUAAAGGUUCAAUGUGUAAGAGCAACCAGAAUUUAAACUUAACACAUUACAACAAUGAACUCACAUUAUCAACACAAUGUGAAAAGGUAACAGUGUUGACAUUAUGUCAGAGACGUCUAUGUAUUGUGUUGCAGAGAUAUCCAUUGAAAUUAGCAUGCUAACUGACUAGCUGCGCUCCGUCCAGUCUGUAAUACCACCUGUUCCUCUAGAGGCGAUAGUGAGUCACUGUAGCGCCAGUCUGCCCUCAGACCAGAGGGAGAAGAAGUACAGCUCCCUGACUCAGGCAGACUCAGGGCCUGUCAACAUUACAUCCAUGAUCCCCCCUCCCCGUUUUUUGAUAGUUUGUAUUAGUUUAAUUCAAAGUGGUAGAAACGGGAAAACAACUUAUUUAGACCAUCUCUCAGACUUUCAGCAGUCUGGUCUAAUGAACUGACAGACUGAGUGACAGACUGACUUUCACAGGAAUAAAGAAUACACAUUGAACAUACACGAGAAGAGAGGGAGAUAUAUGGCGGUAGAAUACAAUGCACAAUAUAACAGAUACUUUAGAAUACUCUAAAACUUAAAAUAUAAAAAAUAUGACAAACUACUACAACUAAAAUAUAAGCAAGUUUAGAGGUGAAAUACUGCCCCCUAUUUGUUUGGAGCAGGUGGCUCAGAAUUACACAUUGAACCUUUAAGGUCAAUAUUUAGUUUCAUGACAUGUAACUAGUGAGAGUUGAAAUGUCCCAGUAGGCCCGGGCCUUCUUCCUACUGUGUUUGAGUUAGACAAGCUUAAGUUAUCUUCAAGGUAAUACUAUGUGUAAUACUCUUUGCAAUUUCAUAUUUAAAACAGUAAUGCGACACAAACAAGGCAUUAAUGGGACAGACUAACCUUUGAAGACCAUUAGCACCAUUGUAAAACCAUUACUGUGAUUACUUAUAUUACAAAUGUUUUGUAAAAAUACAUGAAACUCUGUAUGUUAUAAUGAAAAAUUGCUUGUAAAAAAUAAAUUGUUCACAAACAUU